AUGAGAGAUAUGGAUCUGUUCACCAAAAUUGAAGAAAGAACCGUGGCCACCUGCGGCCAGAAGCUGAUCGAAAAAGGGAUGACCAUUGCCUUUGCCGAAAGUGCCACCGGUGGCAGGAUGGCGGCAGAGUUUAGCCUGGUAAAAGAUUCCGGAAAGUUCCUAAAGGGUGGAUUCGUCUGCUAUGAUGCCUGUCUGAAGGAAAGUGUACUGCACGUACCCGCAAAACUGAUCGAGGAAUUUACGCCCGAGUCUACAGAGGUCACCUUUGCCAUCACCUCCGGUCUGAUGGGACUGAUCGAAGCUGGACCUGCACAUAGGGGUGACCGGACUUACCUGUCCAGGAGGCAGCGAGACCGAAGAUAA
Molecule: messenger RNA, 363 nt
Organism: Ostertagia ostertagi
Lineage: Eukaryota; Metazoa; Nematoda; Chromadorea; Rhabditida; Trichostrongylidae
Source: the annotation of a GenBank genome assembly